ACGGGCAUUCGGAGAUAAUCGUGGACGUUGAAUGGCAGUAACAACGACAACAACAACAACAAUAGCAAUAGUAGCAGCUGAAGAGGAAGUGCUCGCCUUGUGGAUUAACUAAAUAGUAGAAAAUAGUGAUUGUGAAUGCUGAAUGCUGAAUCUGAAUUUAAGCAUUGUGAACUAAGUAAAUAAGUGUGGGAAGAGUGGAGAGGAUAGAAAGAGCUAAUUAAGUGGCAUAUGUACAUAGAGACAUACAUACAUACAUGAAACACAUAAAUACUACAUACACAAGCGUGUGAGCAUUUGUGUCCGCAUCUACACACAUACAUACAUAUAAACUAUUAUAUUUAUGCAAUACAACGCGAGACUGGAUGUGUGUGUGUGUAUGUGCAUUAAUUAAUUGUGCACUAUUUAAUGGCCAAAGGACUUAAUUAAAAGUUGUCUGAGGAGAUUCGAAAAAUAUAUACGGAAAGUGUGCAACGGUGCAUCGGAUUUUAUGCAUAAAAACUACAAUAAAUUAUCAGAGUUACAAGCAGAAGGAAAUGCAAUAAGUUAUUCAAUACUUCAAAUACUAAUCAAAGAAAAAAAGAGUCGAUUCGAGUGAAAAAAUAAAGUGAACACAACAUGUCGUUAGAAGUUCUAAAGGAUCACGCCCUCAUUUCGCCUAGCAGCGUUUUCUACUUCCUCUUGCUACCCACCUUUCUGCUAUGGCUGACUUAUUGGCGUCUAUCGCGACGCCAUCUCUACAAGUUGGCAGCCCGACUACCUGGACCGAAGGGAUUGCCCAUCAUUGGACAUUUGUUGGAUGUAUUCGGACCGGCAUCAUCGGUUUUUAAGACUGUUAUCCGCAAGAGCUCUGAAUUCGAAAAUAUCGCAAAAAUGUGGAUCGGCCCACAGUUGGUCGUUUUCAUUUACGAUCCACGCGAUGUCGAAAUAUUGCUGAGCAGCCAAGUCUACAUUGACAAGUCCUCGGAGUAUAAGUUCUUCAAGCCGUGGCUAGGCGAUGGUUUGCUGAUUAGCACAGGUGCGAAAUGGCGUGCUCAUCGCAAGCUGAUAGCUCCAACAUUCCACUUGAAUGUGUUGAAGAGUUUCAUUGAUCUAUUUAACGAGAAUUCACUUCAUGUGGUGCGUAAAUUGCGCGCCGAGGGUGGAAAAACAUUUGAUUGUCACGACUAUAUGAGCGAGGCGACAGUGGAGAUUUUACUCGAGACCGCCAUGGGUGUUUCCAAGAAAACUCAAGACAAAUCCGGCUAUGAAUACGCCUUGGCCGUCAUGAAAAUGUGCGAUAUCCUCCAUUUGCGUUCGCGAAGUCUCUUCCUGCGCAAUGAAUUCAUCUUUACGCUCUCCAAAUAUUAUCACGAGCAAGGCAAACUGCUGAAUAUCAUUCAUGGCCUCACAACCAAAGUCAUCAAAUACAAAAAAGCCGCCUUUGCUAAUGGCACACGCGGCUCAUUGGCUCAACAGGAAAUGGCGGCCAAGAAAAUUACACCACCGAGUACACCCACAGCUGGUGCGAGUGUAACAAAGAAGGGCGACAAACAAAAUUCAACAAAAGAAACGUCCGUGGAAGGCUUGUCAUUUGGCCAAGCCGAGGGCUUGAAGGAUGAUCUGGAUGUCGAGGAGAAUGAUGUGGGCGAGAAGAAGCGUUUGGCCUUUCUCGAUUUGCUGCUCGAGAGUGCACAAAACGGUGCAUUGCUCACCGAUACCGAGAUCAAAGAACAAGUCGAUACGAUUAUGUUUGAGGGACACGAUACCACCGCGGCCGGAUCAUCUUUCUUUCUCUCGCUGAUGGGCAUUCAUCAGCAAAUACAAGACAAAGUCAUUGCCGAAUUGGAUGAGAUAUUUGGUGACUCAGACCGCCCAGCCACAUUUCAGGACACUUUGGAAAUGAAAUAUAUGGAACGUUGUCUGAUGGAGACGCUGCGCAUGUAUCCACCGGUGCCGUUGAUAGCGCGCGAACUACAGGAAGACUUAAAACUAGCAUCGGGUCCAUAUGUAAUACCGCGUGGCGCUACAGUGACAGUGGCCACUGUCAAACUACAUCGCAAUCCGAAAGUCUACGCCAAUCCGAAUGUAUUUAAUCCAGACAAUUUUUUGCCAGAACGUCAGGCCAACAGACAUUACUACGCUUUUGUGCCGUUCUCAGCGGGUCCGCGAAGUUGUGUUGGCCGGAAGUACGCCAUGCUCAAACUAAAGAUACUCUUAUCCACCAUACUACGAAAUUAUCGCGUCUAUUCCGAUUUGACUGAGGCCGAUUUCAAACUGCAAGCCGACAUCAUAUUGAAGCGCGAGGAAGGUUUUCGUGUACGCUUACAGCCGAGACAACCCAAACCGAAGCCGAAGGCUACAUAGAAGGCUCGACCGUCUAUUUCUUUUAUAAUUCUGCUAGGUUUUGGAUUUACACACAUACAAGUACAUAUACAUACAUAUAUUUUUCCACAUACUAGAAAUUAAAUGUUUCUUUUUUUGUGAAAAUAAAUAAAAUGGCAUUUAUUUAGACAGGCUAAAUACAUACAUACGUACAUAUCUACUUGUAAAAUUGAAAUGUUAUUUCCUCAUCAUUACUCAGUUUUCAUGAUUACGAAUUAUGCAUACAAAGUACAUAAAUAAGAGAGAUAAUAUUUGUGGAGUCAGGUUAAAAAUAAAGUUUCAGUCAC
This is a messenger RNA of Anastrepha ludens (Mexican fruit fly), 2648 nucleotides long. RefSeq names its product cytochrome P450 4g15 (gene Cyp4g15). The transcript has 5 exons. Bases 616 to 2343 code for a protein of 575 amino acids. The record is from RefSeq and is a predicted model, not a curated record. Gene Ontology annotation, molecular function: monooxygenase activity; oxidoreductase activity, acting on paired donors, with incorporation or reduction of molecular oxygen; heme binding. Lineage: Eukaryota; Metazoa; Arthropoda; Insecta; Diptera; Tephritidae.